Leptidea sinapis is the source of this 1424-nucleotide messenger RNA. RefSeq lists its product as uncharacterized. The coding region runs from base 135 to 761 and encodes 208 amino acids. The record is from RefSeq and is a predicted model, not a curated record. Lineage: Eukaryota; Metazoa; Arthropoda; Insecta; Lepidoptera; Pieridae. The transcript is spliced from 3 exons.
UCAUUUAUAAAAUUUUGUUUUCAAAUUUUAUUUGUAUUAUCUGUCUGGUCUGACAUAACUUACUCUUUGAUACGCGGCCUGCCAUAUAAGGUUUACGCAAACAAAAGAUCGAUAUUAGCAAGUGACGACGGACAAUGCUUACACAAAUCUGGUUAUUUGAAAUUGGCUUUGUUAUUGUGCUGGGUCUCGGGGAGAUGAUCAGUACAAGUUUGUUCAACAUCACCACGUGUGAAGCGUUCGAGCGAGGAGCGCACUUUGAUAUCUACGACAUCACAAGCUCCAGGUGGAAAAUAAUCUACUUUUGGUCGAAGAACACCGAAAUUAAUCCAAUCACAUUUUCGUUAGUUUCAAAACAGAGACUGGACAAAUUCAAAGCGGUGGUGAACGCGGUAGAUCCUCAGCUCAACCCGGAGUGGCAUAAGGCUACAUUGUUCAUGGAGCCACGUCGGGGUGUUGAAAUACUGUUGCUGUAUGCUGGCACUCCUGGGGCCUUCCGAGCUGUUGUUAAAGUAAACCAGAAAGUUAAAGUGCGGCCUGUGCCUGGUCCCCUCAUGAAGUUGGCAGACCUUCGAAUGAAAACCGAGGGCCGUUAUAUGGGCAUGAUGUGCUGCGAAGAUAUGACAGCUUUCGCUUUAGCAAGAGUGAACGAAGUGCCGUCAACAGAGGAAGAAUGUGUUGGAGCCGCUGCGAGUCUGGGCCUUCGAGGUCCAGGUGGCCGAUCCCAUAUCUACCUCAAGAAUAUAGCACGAACAGAACUAUAACAAACAAUUUUCAGUAGCUAGAGUUAUUUGUAACGUUAAAAGCAGAGAUAACAUUUAUGACGCGAGAAAAUACAUCAACAUUUGUAAAUAGAUAAUUUUCCGUAUAACGCGGUAGAAUUGUUCCGCGUUAUAGGAAACCCCGUUAUAGGCAUAUGCCGGUAUAACUCGUUUUUACCACCUCGUUAUUAGUAAUAAUAAUAAUAAUUAAUCACAAUCUGUAACAAAUACUAGUUUUACUAUUUUAUUAAGGGCUAUAUAAUACAGAAAUUUAAUAACAAUUUAAUUUCGUAAUAACACAAUUGACACACGUGCAAAGGUACGCGAAGCUAAUUAUGAACUGAACAAAUGAUUAUAAAUUUCACAGUACAGAAAUAUAUUUGUGUUGGUGGUGUCACAAUACAGAUAUAUUUAUGUUCGAAUGUGGGAAAUUUCCGCAGUGGAGCUAUUUUUAUUACUUUAUUUUUAAUCUUUAUAAUAUUAUUACGGUAUUUAAUUUAGUAUUUUAAGAUUUUAAUUAAUAUUGUAAAUUGUUGUGUUUUUGUGUGAGUAUUCUAUUCUAAAUGACUGUGUUAUACGGAUGAUUGAAAUCGUUAUAGAAUUAAGGCGUUAUAAAGGUAACGCGGCCCACUUACCGUAUUAAAUAUAUAUAUAGUUAAUACUUUU